This is a messenger RNA of Trichoplusia ni (cabbage looper), 4007 nucleotides long. RefSeq lists its product as uncharacterized. NCBI's taxonomy places the organism in Eukaryota, Metazoa, Arthropoda, Insecta, Lepidoptera, Noctuidae. The coding region runs from base 181 to 4005 and encodes 1274 amino acids. The transcript is spliced from 9 exons. Gene Ontology annotation, biological process: regulation of protein localization; positive regulation of membrane tubulation; Golgi organization. Gene Ontology annotation, cellular component: endosome membrane. The record is from RefSeq and is a predicted model, not a curated record. Gene Ontology annotation, molecular function: kinesin binding.
GUGUAAAUGUCAAAAUGUUAAAUAUGGCUGCUGUGUAUUCGUCAUGUUUAGUGUCGUAUUUUACAUGAAUUUUAUAAAUAAAAGGCAAUAUGAGUACGAUUAAUAGUUAAUGUGGAAUAAUAAAUACGUUUUCUAAUAAAGAGUAACUGUUGGAAUAGUUGAUAAGUGUCAGAAAUAAACAUGUCUACAGACAAGGCUACGGAAUUAAAAGGCAACGAGAUCGAUAAAAGCAAACGUCGUCAUAAAACUGACGACACUGUUAUUGCGACAGCGGCAACGAACGUCGUUGAAGAUACAAUGCCAUUCGUAAAGAUGGAGAACGUGGACGAAAGCGCGGGCAAGCCUACAGACCUGUGUCUUCAAGGCAACACUCACUUGAUUUCUAGUACGACGAGUAGUUUGGCCGAUACGCCCGGUGAUUCUGGUGUUUUGUGUUUAGAUAGUGAGGCUUCCGAGGCUACGAGCCAAGCGCUUAUGUCACACAGUCUUAUAGGGGCCGAGGAAUUAGCGUGUGACAGUGUUUACGACGCUCCGCCGUCAUGCUCUCAGGACAUGAUCAGGAGCACCACUAGCAGCAUUAUGACUCGCAGUGACAUCGACAACCAAAACAUUGGAGUGCCAGAGGACAUUGUACCAGAACUCAUAGUCGAGACACACAAGAAACCCUAUGAAAACUUGCCAGAUUUAGUUUUGAAAGCUUUAGAAAGUGAGAAAGGCGCUGAAGAUAUUAGAAAGCCUGCUUUGAGGAGUGAACCUAAGAAAUCUUUGUCUGAAGACAUUGUGUAUAGAAGGAGGUGUCGAAAAAAGUCACAAAGUGGGCCAAGUUCUCAGAAGAAGAGAGUGUCAUUCCAUGAAGAUAUAUUAAAUAACACUAAAACUGAUAAUAUUCACAUUGAAAGAGGUUUUAUAUCAUAUGGACCUGAUAGUUCAUACUGUGAUAGGUUUAGACAAAAGAAUAACAUUGUGACAGACAGGUUCUCCUGGUGUGCAUCAGGAGAUAGAACACCAAAGUAUGCAGCUGAUGUGGUUCAACAGACCAUGUCUGAUAUCCUUACCUAUGGAGACUCAAAAAAUGAUAGAAGUGGUAUUUUUGAAUACUGUCAGAACUUUGAUCAAGAAAAUCAGGACAAUAACAAUGAUAAAGACAACAAUAAUGAGCCUAGACCCAAUGGCAAACUAUAUGGAUGUGACUCAAACAGUUCUGAUUCUAAUUUCAGCUGUGACUCUGAGACAUCCUCCAGUGAUUCAUCCUCAUCUCAUUCAAAUAAAACUGAAACAAUGUUACACAGAAAAUGUGACAAAGCUCAGAAGUCCUAUUCCUGUGAUGCAUUUGAAAAUAAUGGACAUGUAGCAUUUAUGAGAAAAACAUACUUUUCUGAAGCUGACAUUGAUAAGUCCACUGAUCGGAUGACAAUGCCUUUAGAAGUUUCACAAAGCCCUAACACAGUUAAAUCUGUAUUAAAAAAGAAACGCUAUAUCACCACUAGCAUUGUUGAAGAAAGGAAAAAACACAACAAAGUAUUAAACUUACUGGAUGCUAACAAUAUCAUUGAUUCACUGAAGAACUUUUACAAAAACUUUAAUUUCAAUUUUGCACCUGAAAAAGGUUUACCAGAAAAUAGUUUGGAAUUAAAUAAUGUUGUUGAAGCAUUACCAUGUGAUGUUAAUCAAAAUAAAAAGUUAUCCAAAAGUUUAGACUCAGGAUUCCAAAUUGAAGAUGAAGAUGAUUUUGUUGAAAUAAACUUGAAUGGUCAACCUUUAGAGGCUGAGAAACCAAAAGAAAUAGCCACUCCAUCGAAAACAACUAUUGCUGGUGACAGGACUCCUAAAGAAGGAUCUCCACGGCAUAAACUAACACUGAAUAUGAAAGCACAACUUGAUAAGAAACCCAACAAAGCUGAACUACCAUCACUCAGCAAAUAUGUUGUAAACUGUGAAAGUACUGUCUAUGAACACAAAGGAGUGUCUUACAGCUAUGUCCAUGAUACAUUCCAAACUGCUUUUGAUGCACCCAAAGAAACAUUUGUUCCCAUACCUGAGUCCACACCAGUGAAAGAGCUAGUCACCAGCACAAGUAAAGUAGACCUAAACAAAACUGUGGAUACUGACUCAUCUAGUAGAACUUCCACCCCUAAGAGACAAUUCAACAAAAAUGUCCAAGACGAGACUGAACACAAAAACGGCAUUUCCAAGCAUUUGUCUUCUCCUAAAAAGCAGAACGUUAACAGAUACAGUCGAAAAUCGGCAUCAACCGUGCAAAAAAUAAAUGAUGAGCCUGCACAAGCAAACAGCGACAACUGCUCAAACACAGAUAAUUCAACCUUGAAAGGGGCCGAAGAUUUUAACGACGACUUUUUCGACAGUCCCGCGAAUCAAAAGCUGCAAUCAAACAAAUCGGCGAUGUUGAACCGUUAUCUGAAGAAUGUGUGUCAAAGGAAGGACCUUGAACUGAAAAUAAAGAACAAUAAGUUUUUUCAAUUCAAGCUUCGAAUGGAGAAACAUUUUCCGAGUAUUAUCUUUCCUUUGAAAGAGGUGUCGGAGUCGUUCCAUGUGUCGGCGGAGCGAAUGUCGCGGCUCAUUGACAAAGAGCUGAUUGAGAACAAAAGGUUGUCGGUGCGACUGUUGACGGCGGACGAGCCGUCCUACUUCGACAGCUUCGAAGAUAACGUGGCCAUAGAGUGCAAUGAAAAGCUCAGGCUACAGAUCUUCUCUUACCCUAACGAGACUUUGAACAGGAUGAUGAAAGUAAAGUCACCGUACAACAUGGAGGACGGUUCGUGGACGCCCCUGCUGGUGUUCAUCACUGACUACGCACUGUAUGUCGCCAGCGUGAAGCCUGGAGGCACUGAGUAUGAUAUCUUGUGCCGACUGCCGCACAAUGAAUUGGAUGCAAUUGUGGUGGGCCCAGAAGCACAAUACAUCCAGAUCCUAGACAUAGCCGGCAACAUAGCCUGCUCCAUCAUCACCGGGGAAUCCUCGCUCGGGUCCCGUCUCGCGUCGUCCCUGGAGUGGAGCGCGCGCACCUCGCCUCUGCGGAUCCAGCGCCCGCCCGCCAUGAUACCGCUCGGCUGCAGGGACCUGGCUGCGGCAGUGGCCAGGCAGAGGCAUGAGAAACGGGUACCACAAAUCCUGUUCUACGGUCGGGUAUGUUCUGGUGACGCUGGUGACCGGUUAAUAGAGGCGCCCGGAGCCUUCGCCCCGCCGCUGGAGGGGUACCUCAUGUGCAGGACCGAUAGGAGCCGGCGGUUUGAACCUUGCUACUUCUUGUUAAGGGCGGGAGUCCUCCACUGGGGCCCGCACUCGCCAGACGGCACCUCCCCCCUACCACACAACAUCGCGCUCCGCUCCGUGCUCGGGGUACGGAGGCACCUGGACUCGUCGCGUCGGCCGCACUGCUUCGAGAUCGCGCUCGCCGACAACUCGCGGCUGCUGCUGGCGGCGCCUGAUGAUGCUACGGCUUCGUCUUGGUUGCAGAGUCUGUUACUACAUGCUGCUCAGGCCCUAGAAGAGAAGGACGGCGCUAAGAAGACAGUGGAGAGGCCGGGCCCGCCGGCCGCCUGCACGCUGCUGGUCACGCCCACGGAGGUGAUCUCCGUGCGCGACACGCUGGACCUGGCCUUCGUCACCGGCGCCGCCGCCUACCUCAAGGACCGCGGCUCUGAGGCCUUGCUCAAAGAAUAUAUAGAAGAAAUGAGGACGGACAUCGAGAUUCUAGCAUGCGGUUCCAUCAAGAAUCUGACGGCUUUCAAGAUUCCAGACACCGACGAAAAUUGGUGUUGUUUGGAGUGGAGCGUGUGCGAGGCCCGCGAGCGCGGCGCGGGGCUGGCGCUGCUGCUGGCCAGCAGCGCGGAGCUGGAGCGGCUCAUAGCGGCGGUGGAGAGGGCCUUCUGCGCGCUCACCUGCGAACCGUUCCCGCUGAGCGUUGUGGAGGCCACGAAGUCGGCGUGCAGCUCAGCGCACUCCAAGUACGAGUCGGCCUGGUCACACAUGCUGCCGCAGCAGUAAGG